This is a messenger RNA of Diorhabda carinulata, 10276 nucleotides long. It is a transcript of the gene dia, whose product is annotated as protein diaphanous. NCBI's taxonomy places the organism in Eukaryota, Metazoa, Arthropoda, Insecta, Coleoptera, Chrysomelidae. Gene Ontology annotation, cellular component: cytoplasm; actin filament. Gene Ontology annotation, biological process: actin filament polymerization; actin cytoskeleton organization. Bases 381 to 3647 code for a protein of 1088 amino acids. Gene Ontology annotation, molecular function: small GTPase binding; actin binding; microtubule binding. The record is from RefSeq and is a predicted model, not a curated record. The transcript has 21 exons.
AUAUUGAGGUUGACAUAUAUUAUUAGAAAUGUCAUUUGCUUUAUCUGUUGUCUAUUUAGUAACGGAUAUAUUAUAAUAUUAAGAAAAUAAACAUCUAUUAUAAUUAAAAUAAUGCGGACAAUAAAAAUAAAGCAAAAAUUAUAAUAUUGACUUGAAAAAAUUUAAAGAUUUAAAUUUUACGUAAACAUUAUAUCAAUUUAUGUGUAAUGUGUAUUUAAUGCGACUAUUAAAUAAAAAUUAUUCAAAUUGACAUAGCGAAUUUAUAUGUAUAUCUAGUUUUAUAUACAGAAUAGAAUAUGGAUAAUAUGUCAAUGAUCAACAGGAUUUUUUAAGGGUGUUUAUUGUGAUGGUCUGUUUGGAGAGCUUUAAUAUAAAAUACUAUGGCUCGACAAGAAAAAGCAAAAUCCGUAACAUUUCUAGAAUCAUGGUUCAAAACAAGCAGUACGAAAAAACCAGCGGGGCAAAGGCCCACCUCCACGCUGACAGCACGUCCCAAUUCGGAGAUAGAUAUAGGAGACGCUGAUGAUGAAAAUUUAAAACUAAUCGACGUAAUGGGCGAAAAAGAAGUUAAUUUGAAAAUCGAAGAGUUGCUGAGUGACAUGAAUCUGAAUGAUGACAAGAAGAAACCUUUAAGGGAUAUGCCAAUGGAACAGAAGCGAGCUAUGUUAAAAAUGCAAAACAAAAAGAAAGGUCAACAAGACACAGGAAGCAAAUUCAAUGAUCCCGAGGAUUAUUACAAAUAUCUUGAUCAACAUAUUAAUUCAGAAUAUUUACAAUUGAACAAAUUGAUAAAUUGUGUAGAAAGUUUAAGGGUAGCAUUGACCAAUAAUCCACUUAGUUGGGUUGAAAAAUUCAUUGCUAAAGGGGGUGCUAUAAAGAUUGAACGAGUCUUGGAUAUAGCAUUGAAAAAUAGGGACAUUCGACUGCAGACGGAGUGUUUACGCUGUUUUGAAAAAAUUAUGAACAAUACUACGGGUCUCAAAGCAUUUUACAAAUUUUCUAAAGCCCACCUAACUGUUGCCAAAUGUUUGGACCAUGAAGUACCUACUGUGAUGAUACAAGCCUUAAAGAUUCUUGCUCCGAUAUGUGUUCUAAACGAAGACACAAGUGGCGAAGAAGAAGGAGUAAAAAAGGUAUUGAGGGCUAUAACUGAAGUCGGUGAAAUUCAAUCCAGGGAAAGGUUUUUACCCGUUGUCCUCGGUAUUACCAGAAGUGAUAAUAUAGAUUUACAGAGUAUGUGUUUCCAACUUAUCAACGCAUUAUUAUCGGAAACAGAAGACUUCGAGUUUCGGAUGCAUUUAAGGAAUGAAAUUAUACGAAACGGGCUAUACGAAAAAUUACAAGAACUACGAAACGAAAGUAAUCUCCAAUUGAAAACUCAGUUUGAAAUUUUCGACUCCCGACGAGAAGAUGACGCAGACGAAUGGCAUGAACGUUUUGACAAAGUCAGACUUGAAAUGGAUGAUAUACAAGACUGUUUUGAAACCCUAAAAAAUCUGACUUUGGAUACACCGUCUGAGCCAUAUUUUUUGAGUAUUAUGCAACAUUUAUUGUUUAUUAGGGACGACAUUAACAUAAGGCCAGCCUACUUUAAAUUGAUCGAAGAAAUUAUAUCACAGAUAGUUCUAACUAAGUCUGGGUUAGAUCCUGAUUUUAAGAAGAAACACAUAGAUAUUGAUCUUCAACCUCUUUUAGAUGAACUUAAAGAUAAACCGAUGCAAAUCGAAAGCGCCGAAGUUGAAAGUUUAAAAAAGCAACUUGAAGAAGCAAUUGCAGCAAAAACUGAAGCAGAAGCGAAAUUAGAACUAGUACAAGGCCGAACAGGAACUACCGAAAAUUCUGGAAAAUUGGAUCCAGCUCUUGUAAGUAAAAUAAAUGUUCCACCUCCACCACCCAUGCCAGGAGCAUCGGGAGGAAUACCUCCACCGCCUCCUAUUCCCGGUUCAGGCACGGGCCCUACACCACCUCCAAUGCCUGGCGGCCCUGUACCACCUCCAAUGCCAGGAGCGGGAGCUGGACCACCUCCACCACCCAUGCCGGGUAUGGGUACCGGUCCACCACCGCCACCAAUGUCUGGAAUGGGAGGAGGACCGCCUCCACCUCCAAUGAUGGGUGGCAUGGGACCACCUCCCCCACCGGGUAUGGUACCAUUACCCGGAUUAGCUAGACCUGAUCUACUCCCUCAUGGUUUGAAACCAAAGAAAAAGUGGGAAGUCACUGGACCUCUGAAAAGGGCGAAUUGGAAAAUGAUUCUGCCCCAAAAGAUGUCAGAAAAAGCAUUUUGGGUCAAAGCAAAAGAAGAAGAAUUGGCAGAACCAGAUAUUCUUGAUGGUUUAGCGAAAAAGUUUUCAUCGAAACCUGCUAAAUUAACAGAAGACGUUACUGAUAAGAGUAACCACGUUGGCACUAUGAAAAAGGUUAAGGAGUUGAAAGUUUUGGAUGGAAAAUCUGCUCAAAACAUUAGUAUAUUGUUAGGCGGUUCAUUAAAACACAUGCCGUAUGAUGACAUCAAGAAGGCUUUGUUGAGGUGCGAUGAACAAGUUUUAUCAGAAAAUGUUACUGAACAACUUAUACAGUAUUUGCCACCAGCCGAUCAACUGAACAAAUUACAGAAUUUCAAAGAACAGUAUAAAGAACUAACAGAAGCUGAACAAUUCUGUGUUAAGAUGUCUGAAGUGAAAAGACUAUUACCCAGGUUGAAAUCUCUUAGUUUUAAACAUCAUUAUGUGGAAAUGGUACAAGACACAAAACCCGACAUUGUUUCUGCUACAGCGGCAUGUGAUGAGGUAAAGAAAAGCAAAAAGUUUGCAAGAAUUUUGGAACUUAUUUUACUUAUUGGAAAUUACAUGAAUUCUGGAAGUAAAAACGCCCAGGCUUUUGGAUUUGAAAUGUCUUUUCUAACUAAGUUAACCGCCACUAAAGAUGUUUCUAAUAAACAUACUCUUCUUCAUUAUCUGGUACAAACAAUAGAGAACAAAUUCCCAGAUUUAAUAAACUUUUAUGAUGAGAUGCCUCACAUAGAUCAAGCUAGUCGUGUGUCUUUGGAUACCAUUCAAAAAACUUUGAAACAAAUGGACAGUAGUAUAAGAAAUUUGAAGACAGAUGUGGCAAAUAACAGGGUGCCACAAGGAGAUGAUGAUAAGUUCUUAGAAGUUAUGGAAAAAUUCGCGGAAGAAGCAAGAGAACAAUGUGACAUAAUGCAAAAAAUGUUGAAAAAAGUAGAGAACCUUUACAGCGAUCUAGCCGAAUAUUAUGCCUUCGACAAGCAGAAAUAUACAUUAGAAGAAUUCUUUACAGAUUUGAAAACAUUUAAAGAUAGUUUCUUGCAAGCGAAAGCGGAUAAUCAGCGGGAAAGAGAAAUCGAAGAAAAGAAGGAAAAGGCCAGGUUGGCAAAAUUAAAACAGGAACAAGAAAAGGAAGAGAGAAACAAACGAAGGCUGAUAGAUAUGAAUCCUUCCGAGACCCAAGAAGGGGUCAUGGAUAGUCUACUAGAAGCUCUUUCUACUGGUAGUGCUUUUGGAAGAGAACAAAAGAAGCGUAGGGGUCACCGACCAGCUGGAGCUGAAAGAAGAGCCCAAUUAGUGAGGUCAAGGUCGCGAACAGCUUUAAUAUCAGGAAGAGAAUUAACAAGUGAAAUAUUGGCGUAGCAUCAAAAAUACAGUACCAACGCACAACGAAUUUACCGCUCAAAAAAAGAUUUACAUUAUUAAAAAGAUUUUAUAUUUCAUAAUUUAUUUUGUAAAUGUUUUGGAUUGUAAAUAAUGGUAUAUAUUUGUAUAUUUGGAAUUGAACGAAUCUCUAUAUAUAUAUUUUUUUAAGUUUUAGCGUGUAAAUAAGGCCGAAAGGGUAUGAAAUAUUUCAGUCUUUUGUUAAUUUCUUUUGAUGUCAGUAGUUUUCUGUUAUUAGUCAAUAUAACAUGUUUUUUACACACUGAUAUCAGCAACAUCCGUAAUUUAAAUAGUGUCCAAACUAAUUGAAAAUUUUAAUCACUUUAAAAUAAUUGAUUUUAUUUUUUUGUAAAAAACUAAACUUGUUGACACAUUUAUCAAUUAUAUUCGUAUUUAUUCAAUUUCAACUAUUUGUAAUAUUUUUUUGUAAUUAUAUGUUUAGAUAAUUUCUAGAUUUUCAUUUGAUCGAAUUAGGCCGGUUGAUGUAUGAAAAUUUUAGUAUUGCUUCAUAUUUUGUUGAUCAAUUAGACAAAACAUAAUAAAUUUAUAUUGUAAUUUAAGAGAUUGAAAUAAAUGAAACAUUCAUAAGCAAAUACAAACCGUAUAUGAAUAUUUGUAAAAUAUAAUUAAUUUGCAGCUGGAUUGAAAUAAAUCAUCUUUAUUUUAGGUUUUAAAAAACAGAUAAAAAAAUUAAUGCUUCGAUUAUUCCGGUCUUUAUCAAAAUAUGAUUUGACAUUGACAAUUUAUAUAAUGAUAUUAAAGAAUAGAUCACAUGAAUAUCAAAACAAAAUAUAAAGGAAAAUCUGUUUCAACCAGAAAAAUAACCAUCUUAUUAACUUAUUCCUUAUUAAAUUUAUAAAAUGGAAUAAAUUUUACUCACAUUGUUUAGGUCUUUUUUAUCAUCGACAUCUUUCUCGUUCCUAUGUGUGUGAAUAAUUUCUAAAAAUUCUUUUCUCUUUUUCAAGUAUUAGAUUCCCCUUCAAAAAUUUUUGGAUCUUUAUAGUUGAAUGUAUGUUUUUUUUAUAUUUUGUGGUUUGUUAAUGCAUUUGUAUUUUAUUUUAUUUUUUGUUUCUUCUUGAAAAUAAGUAUCAGACAUCAAUUUAAUUAUUCGUAGAUUUAUUGAAAUGUAUAAAAUAGAAUUAUGAAUUUUACUCAAAUUGUUUCAAUCUACAUUAUUGUAUUGAUUCAUAAAAUUUGAGUAAACUUCAUAAUUCUAUUUUAUAAUUUCAAUGUAACUACGAAUAAUUUCAUUGGCGACUGCCAAUUAUUUUUGAGAUAUAACCAUAAAGAAAAACUUUUUUAUUGGGAUUAAAAUAGACUUUUAUUUCUAUAUCCAUAUAGGUGAUCCAUUGAUUAAUAUAAUUACGCAGAUGGUCAAAUCAUAUUUUGAUUAAACUCGAAAUGUGAAAUUUUUUAAUCAAUUUUGAAAACUAAUUUUUUAUUGAAUAAGACCUUGAUUCAAAACGAUUUAUUGUGGAAGUGUGGCAGUAAAACACCAAAUUAAACUUUUUAUUUUUACAUAUAUAUUCCAACCUUUCAAAUAACUAUGUAUUACGUUUGACGAAUACUUAGUUAUUCAAAAAGUUGGAAUAUAUAUUAAAAACUGUGCACUUUGGUGUUUUAUCACCACCGUCUCACAACAAUCACGUUCAUAAGCUAGUUGUCAAAGACUCGAUUUUAGGCUUCUUUUAAUUUAUCGAAUUUUUAAUUGAAUGAUUUUUAAUAGACCUAAUUUUAAUAGUUUGAUAAAGACCGAAAUUGAGCGGACACAUCAAAAAAUUUGCUUAACAAUACGGGUAAAUCAACGUAAUAUACGUCGAAAAAUUUUGUUAAUCUUCAAUAAGAAGCCAUAUGCUGAGAUGAUAUCAGUUCUACCGUCCAUCAUCAUUUCAUUCUACACGGAUGUUACCAUCACUGUUUGCGUGAUUUUCUAUGAUAUGCUUCCAGCGUUCUAAGUUACCAGAUGUUAUAUAGUAGUGUGAUGAGUCCACGUCCUGAAUAUUGCUUGACUGAACUUCCUUUAUUACGGAAACGCCGUCAUACUUGACACUUAAGACAUUUGCGAGUCUCUCUCGCGCUCAACUAAGUCUGUUUGCUACACGUCUACAGGGGAGAAGGUCUAAAGAUUUAUUUAUUCUGUCUUGAAAUUAACUACCGUAAUAAAAUACAAAAUUGGCAAUGCAUCCGUAUAAGAAUAACUGUAUAGAAAUGGGAAAAUCACGUUACAGGAUUUUUUUGUCAACCAUGGUCAUUCAAUCAACGUAUCUAAUUGGUUUUUAUUAAAUUUGGUACAUUAAUAAUUGAUUUAAUUAGAAAAAGAUACGGUAAGAAAUUUCUUGGGUGUGUUCAUCAUGUACUACUUUAUUGUGGUGGUUCAAAUUGAUGAGAAGUAAUAAGAUGUAUUUGUAAAAAAGCUACGAUGUGUAAAUCGUAUGGCCAAAUGCAUUAAUGUGAAAUUUAUAUUAAUGAGUUGAAGAUAUUUUAGAAUAUAUUGUGAAAUUAUGAAAUUUUCACCAAUAUGUAGGUAGUAUUUUAUUUUCCAUAUCAUUCUCCAUUUCAAAAGAACUACCAUUUAUUUGUAUUUCCUAAAAUUUACAUGCUAUACUUUUGGAAGAAUUUUUAACUUUUUAGUCAUCACCAUACAAGUAAUCUGAACUUUUUUAUAGACAGUAAUAAACAUGCUGGGGUAGGAAGUUCUACUAAUUUUUUCCGAUUUAAUAUAUACUUUAUAAUUGUUUAUACAUAUUCAUUUCAUUGAAACUACUCAAAAUUGAUAAAAAUCAAACAUAACUUAUGACUUACAGAGUAGAAAUUUUCCAAUUUUUUCAAAUGUACAAUUAAGUUCAUAAUUUACUUAAAUGUAAUGGUUUUUCAUGAACUAAUAUAUGGUAUGUAUAUUUAUUAAAUUAUAAUUACAGUUAUAAAUGAUACAUGUAAUAAAAUAGCAAUUCCAGUGUCACAUAAAAGCCUACAAGUACUCAAUAUGAGUGCCUCACAUAUCACAGUGAAGAUUGAACUUCUCAACGGAUUUAUUAAGUUUAGUUACUAUCAUUUUCAUAUUGUUUUUCUUUUUCCGAUCUUUCUAGUAAUCCAUUAAAUUAUUUUUUUUAUUUCCGUUUAAGUGUCCUCGCAAUAUAUUUCUUUUGUAGUGUUUCCUUGAUUAUAUUAUAUUAGUGUAGCUAUUCUAACUUGGCAAUUUUCUUGUGCUUUUUUUGUACCAUAUAUUAUGUUCUUCAUUAUCAAUGUUUAUUUUACUUCCAUUACAUAACUUCUACCAUGUCAUUUGUUCUAUUUCGGGUACUUUCCCUAGCGUCAGUUUCUAUAUUGCAUGUUGUAUUUACUUUGAACUUACUUCAGCUUUUGUUUUUCGCUUUUCUGCUACUUUUAUACUUGUCCUAUAGUCUAUUUUCACCUCAUUUAUAUCGUAUCAUUCUGAAAUAUCUCUGAAAUAUUGUGUCCAUCUUUCUAUAUCAUCUUGUUUUACGUCUUUUAUGUUUAUGAGUGAAAUCUCAUCUUUACUUGCUUUUAUUUUUUAUUAAUUUAUUAAUAUUUAUUUUUUUGGGUUCUCAAUGGCUCCAAAGAAUACUAUAUUUUUUAGGCGUUUGUUAUCUUCUUUACAAAUUUUCGCCAUGCUUUCUGUUUCUAUUCCUUCGAUAAUCUUUUAACUUCUAUUUUUUCUUUCUUGUAGUCUGAUUAUACUUUAGUUUACUUUUAGUGUUUGAAGACGAUAACUUGUAACAGUGUAAUUGUGAGUUGGCGUAGUGGUUUAGUUGCUUUAGUUGUUAAAUAAUUCUUACAUUUUUGUUUUCCUAACUGUUUUUUGUAUUACAUGCUCACUAUUAUUGCUGUUCCACAUAUAUUUUUUUGCUGCAUUUACUAUUAUAUUGCCUUCUCCAUUAUUCCUCCACAAUGUCUUUUUUGUUCAUGUAUUCUAUUUUCUUUUAUUAUAUUAUGUUAACUCUUUUUGUAAGUUCUAUCUUUUCUUUGCUGUUUUUCUUUUGCGUUCUUGUUCUGGUUGUUACUAUUACCUAACCUAACCUAACCAAAUUUUUUACUCCCCAGAAACUUAUCUGCUAUAGAAUUCUCUAGUCUUUUGACUUCCCUUGUUAUUUUAUGGAUCUCCUCGUGUUGAAUUGGUUCUUAUAAGUUCGUUUUCUCCGUCUAAGUUUAUUAUUUUUCUGAAGUCUUUUGAAAAUAUUUUCACGUGGCUAAUAUGAUUUUUUGUUGUCAUGCUCCUCAUAGACACCACCAAGAUUAUUGGAUGAAGUUUGUACUGACAUGAUGUAUGUUAACUGAAAAGUUAGAACAAUAGUUGAGGGAAAUUACUACAAAUGAUUGUGCUUUUGCUAUAUUACUAUUUUAUGUUAUUUUUACAAUGUAGUUUUUGCCGUUUCCAUCCAAUAGGAUAACUUUUUUUUGUUUGAUAUCAAAUUGUAUUUUUGCACCUUUUUCAGUAGUUUUUUAUUUCUUUGUAUUUUGCAAAAAAGUUCAAAUGCACACUGGGGUGUUUGAUAAAAUGAUAAAACAUGUGAAUUUUAUAUUACAAUAUUCAUGUGUAAUUUGAACCUCUAGACUUGUGAGAUUUUAGGUGAUGCCCAACUGACCUAGGCUCCUAGCACAACCUGGUCUCUUUCCAAAGCCUCUGGAAACUGCUGCUAAUGUUGAGAAUCACAGCCUUGCUAAAUUCGUUAAAGUCCUUUUGGGCAUUAAUUUUUACAAUGUCGGUUUUAGUACAUAUACCGUUGACGGCAGUUAUCAAGAUUCGUUCGUAUGGUCUUGAUUUUAAAAAUAUAUUUUUUGUUAAAAAUUUUUUUGAGUGAGGAAUAAGAAGUGCCUUAAUAUAAUUGAAUGUGUGUGGAGGCAUGGAUAAUAAAUAAUUUCCUUUGUCCUUAUAAAAUUCACAUAUUGGUGAACAUAUGACAUUACUAUGAUUGUUUAAAUCCGAAGAAUAGGUUUUUGUAUUUCCAGCACAACGUCAUAUUUUUCCUUCUGUCCCCAUAGCUCUAGCUUAGAUUUGCUUUUGUACUUUUUCCAAGUAUUAGAGUCAUUUCCAUUUCAUCGGCUUUAAGUAUAUUGAUGAAUAUUUUACCUUCAAAUCCUAUAACUUUCCAAAAAUUUUCCGAUUUGUUCCUUGUGGAAGACUAAUUCUAUGAAUACUGGUAAUUUCUGGCUUUGUUAGGUUAAACUUAGGAUGCCUACUGCUAAAUGCGUACAUACAGUCUUUCUCAAAAUUUUUUAUCCUGAUUGAAUUUGUUUGAGGUUUCCGAGGUCGUAAAACUACACGCCUCUAUUUAAUUAGUGUUACACCAUAAAAUAUUUUAGGUCAAUUUUUAGAAAUUUCAUUCCCCAAUCUUUCGAAAAUGAUUUGUGGUACCUUGCCUUUUUAUUAGUUUCUUCCAAAAAUACUCACUCCGUGUAUUCUGAACAGUAUAUUCUAUUCGAUCCAAGAACACUUUGAAGUUUGUGAAAACUGUAAUACGAAUAAGGACAUUAUAUUGAUUGCUAAUAUGAAAUCAACUCACUUUAAUAUAUAUGAUUUAAUUUGAUAAUCGUCAACUAUCUGUUGUGUUAAUGACCUAACCUCAAAAAUCAUAAUAAUAGCAACCAUUAUUAUUACUAUUGACUUCGUGUUAAAAAAAGAAAAUUGCUUGUAUUUUUAUAAUAUUUUCAGCAUAAAUAUGAUAUUUAUUAUAUAUUUUUUGUUUUGAUAUCUGUUGUAUGAAAUUUCCAAAGAAGAAUAGAGUGACAUAUUUUGUCAUUAACCCGAUUACCUGUUGGUCCUCAUCUGCCAACUCUCUCUUGAUGACUGUAUUGUGUUUGUAAAUAUUCAUAUUUCACUUUUAUUAAUAAAAUAAUGGUUGGGAUUUUAACAAACUGGUCUAUUUAAAAAUUGGUAAUCAUUUUUGAAAUAAUUUGUGGAAGAUUUGGUGUAGGAGUUCAAUUAUAAUGGAUUCAAACUUGUUUGUAUCCUUUGAAUUGAAUAUAUGUUUCCAUUAAAAUGAAUUGAAUACAUUUAUUAUUGUUUUGUAUAGAAUAAUAGCAAGAUUAACCAUCCUUCAAACAUUAGAUUCGAAGUUUGUUUAGGUUAUCGAAUCCUAGAGUAAUUUUUCAUUAAGUUCGAUUACAAUUUUUUCUAAAUUUCAGUCUAAUUUGAAAUUUAAUAAAUAGGUUGAUUGUUUUCAAAGUUUACAUUCUGCUAAAUCAAAACCAAAAUUGUAAAACAUUUUCCGACCAUUUCAAAGAAAGCUAUUUUCCAAUUUGGUGACUAUAUAAAGUAUAUAAAACCGUUAACAUAAUUUCAGUUGAAACCGUUGAUUACCAAAUUAAAAGUGGCAUUUUGUGUAUAGGUAUAUAUAAAUUAUGGAACAAUAUAAGAAAUGAAAUGAUUUAACAAGAGAUUGAAAAAAAUAAUCAAUGAUAAUAUAAAUAAUAUUCUUAAAUAAAUUGUAUUUUAUAUAUUAAAGCAAAUAUUCAAAGCUGAAUUAUCUUUCUGUAUUUAACUUAAAAAUUGUAUUCAAAGAAUGCUUAAGUAAUGUUUAUUUUUACACUGGAUAUUUUUUAUAACAUUUGUGAAUAUAACAUAUUUUAUUAAAUUAUUUUGAAUUGUU